This is a messenger RNA of Microthlaspi erraticum, 288 nucleotides long. The record is from the annotation of a GenBank genome assembly. NCBI's taxonomy places the organism in Eukaryota, Viridiplantae, Streptophyta, Magnoliopsida, Brassicales, Brassicaceae.
AUGACCGACAAGAGAGAAAUCCCGUAUAGAUCUGGCUCACGCUUUCUGAGUCUUUUGGAGCAUUCUGGAGCAUAUGGGACACAAGGAGCAUGGAGGGACUUGGCACAUGGAAGCAGCUCAACUGGAUACGCAAAGGAAGAAGGGAGAAGCCAUCUUGAAGACCAGCUCGACCGUCCACUCGACCAACCGGUCGAGUUCCUCAACUCGACCGGCCAAGCUUCAACUCGAUCGAGCUGGAAGUCAAAGUCAAACCCGAAAAAUGUUGCUUCCCCCUUGACUUUCCUUUGA